Molecule: messenger RNA, 7215 nt
Organism: Schistosoma haematobium
Lineage: Eukaryota; Metazoa; Platyhelminthes; Trematoda; Strigeidida; Schistosomatidae
Exons: 8
Coding region: 2762-5287 (841 amino acids)
Biological process (GO): cell-cell adhesion
Cellular component (GO): cell-cell junction
Molecular function (GO): cell adhesion molecule binding
Source: RefSeq, a predicted model, not a curated record
AACGAGAAUUUAACUUUUCAAGUAAUUUUUAUCUUAGAUUAAAUGUAUGUCAGGCUUAUCACAAUUUAUCUUAACGCUGUAACAAACUUUAUGGUACUCGCAGCUAUUCAGUCAGUCACAUUAAAUUCAUUCAUUACUUACAAAGUCUUACAAUCAUCAACCGAUUUAUUAUUUUUUUUUAAUUUUUUCUUUUAUUUGCAAAUGGUUAGUUUCUUCUCUUAUUGUUCUUAUAUGAGAUGUGGGAAAUUGAGUUGAUCAAUGUGUUUGUUUGUGUACGUUAGCUCCUCUGUUUGUUUUUUCAGUUUUUUCUAUAUCAAUAUUCACUUCUGGUUUGAAUGUUCAGAAUUGUAAAUUUAAAUGCACUUAAAAUAACCACAGUAUUGUAAUAAAAGCUAACAAUAUUUGCUGAUUCUAUUACAUAAAUAGAUCCAUCAGGGUGCUGGGUACUUGUGUGGUUGUGCCACAUGAUUGAGCUGUGGUAUUUGAGUUCUAACGUUAAGGCCCGGAUAGCGUCUAUGCCUCAUAAAAACCAAUUUAAAAUUACCCUUGUCCAAAAGGAUAUAUUGUGUUACUGAGUAAUAUUGUACUAAUAGGAGUAUAGUAUUUAUGAUUGUUAAAUCUUAUUGGCGUCUUUUUUUGUAAUGUAACUUCCUUAUGGUGUUAUAGAUUAAAAGAUUUGGUUUCGAUUCACGCUAUCUAUAUAAGUGGGUUAUACUAUUUAACUGUUCAGAAACCAAAUUAGACCAUGAUUUGAACAAACGAUAUAUUUGUCGAAAAUCAAGUACUUUAAUCAUUGCUACAGUUUUAUUUUGCAGUUGACAUAUGCAUGUAGUUAUAAUGAAACAACUGUAUAAAUUUUGUAAAAUUUCAACGUGAAACUUUUCUUUUCCUGAAAGUAUGAUCCAAUAAUAUUUUAAAGUUUAUUUUAAAUACAAGUUGGGAUUACUUCAGCGAACCUAUAAUGCAGCUUUUCUUGUUUACAUUGAAAUUUUUAAUGGUUUAUGGGGAUAACAUCAAUAUUCGGAAUUAAUUCUCGUAGUGGAUUAACAUCAACUGAAGAAGUUUCAGAAAGUAAGAAACACUGAACGAAUAUCUGUCAAUCGACUUUUGGAAAUAUAGAUCAUUGAAUUAUAACUCAAUAGUCUAAGGGUAAUGUCAAUUGUUGUAAGAGUCGAAGGUUCUUGAUUAUGAUUCCUGAAACAGUUGUUUGUGCAGAAAUGUUUAGAAUCUCUCAAGCUAGAGCAAAGCUGUUAUGUCUACAAAUACAAAUACAAAUGGUGCGAACCAUUGGUAAAAACAUUCACAAUUUUGGUGUUCCUUAAAACAGCAUUGAACUGAGAAAAAAAUCAUUAUCUUAAUAGAACGUUGUUUUUUUACAACCUCUUCAGUUAAUUUCGGAUUUAUAAUAUUAAUUUAUCAAGUAGUAAUUAGGCGAAUACUAACGACUUUUCAUUCAAUGACGUAAUAUAUUUUAUUGGUCAACUUUUAGUUAUACUUAAAUCGAUCCAAUGGACUUGGUCAUUUGCAACCAGUUACCUCCUGUCCGUUUGCUUGUUUUACUUAAUUAGACAAUCUAUAUCUUAUUUAUGUAAUGCAAAUUUUGUUUACAUUCUUUUUAGUUGAGGAGUUGUACAACACGAUAUCCGGUGAAUAUUAUUCGUUACAGUAAGAGUUCGGUUUAAACGUUUGGAGACUAACUUCUUAACAGCUUCUUAGUUGAAAUAUCACUUGAACCAUAAAAGAAAUCCGAAGGUGAUAAGUGUAGAAGAGUUUACUUGAGGGUUGUGGUUACUUACAAAACUCGAGUGUAUAGAUGGAACUGUAUGACCAAGAAAUUGACUGCAAUAUUGCAACUUCUUUCUUGAAAUUUCGAGUUGUUUUCCUUCCAUCAUUUUUGUUUUAAAAUUUUCACUCAACGUUGAUUGGUUAGUAAGUUUCGAAUUCUCUGCACCAAUCUAACCAAUCAAAAAACAAAACCUGCUAUAGGGUGGAGAUUGUGAUGUUAGUGAUGCAUACGAUAAAAUGUCAUUGUGAUUGACAUUCCAUUUAGUAGAUUUCUUAUACCACCACCUUAUUCCCACAUCUUCGUUUCAAAGGUCAACUAAACAUUAGAACACUUUAAAUAAAGCUUCUGGUUUUGAUUGGCUGAAAAAUUAAACCCUUUUUGAUUUUAAAUUUUAUAUGUCUACUGACUAGUUGAAAAUAACAUAUCAUAGUUUUGUUUAUGUGGAUACGUGUGUGUACAAACGACGCUGGCAAUACAGGAUUUACACCUGAAUAGAUUUAUUCAUUUCCAUCUUUGUUGUUUAAAAUCAACAGAAUACUAGUUAAUCACUUUCAUAAUUGAUAAAUAUGUACACGGAGUGAGAAGGCGAAAUUAUUUGACUGUUUAACGUGGAUAUUUAACAUGUUAUUGAAAAUGAAUUUUUAAUAGUCUACGAAACAAUUCUACUGAGUUACACCUACAAAGCUUAUACUUUCAUGCGACACUUGUAUAUUCUCAUAUAUCACCAUUCAAAUAUUUCCAAUGGAUUUAACUGUUAAUUAAUUCACUCUUGAACAUCAUUAAUUUUAAUUGAGUUGGUCAACGAGAAACACAAUUAACAACAAACAGUUUUUUUAUUUUACUAACAAAAAUUAAAUCAAACAAACAAACAAACAAACACUUAUCAUCAUUCAUCACUAUUAUUAUUAUUAUUAUUAUUAUUCAGCGUAUGAAGUAUAAACGAUUCAAUUUUCAACAUAUUUAUUCAAUUUUACAAUGUUACACAAAUUAUAUUCAUCUAUAAUUCAUUAUUGUGUAUUUGGAUUAAUUUAUUCAUUACUAUUACCACUAUUAUUAUUGUUAUCUAUUGAAACUUCAUUCAUAUCAAUAUGGAUUAAUGGACAAUCUGUGAACAGUUUAUCCAAUUCAGCAUCAGAUACUCGUCAACCACGUAGUCCAACACGUUUGGGUUAUUUAAUACGUGUUGGUCAAAGCUUAAAUUUAACAUGUCCUGGUGAUGCUGUGUUUUAUCAAUGGAGUCUUGUUGAUCAACCAUCACAAAUAUUAUCAGAAGAACAAUUUUACACAAUUAAAUCAGCUACAUUGAAGGAUUCUAAUCGUUAUAUAUGUCACGCUGUACAUGGUUAUGGAAGAAGUUCCGUUGAAAUGUCUGUUCGUGUUAUAGAUUUCUCUUCAAUAACAGCACAGCAUGAAUGUGCUGUAGGCAGUAAAACAGGGAAUGUCAAUACAAAUGGACCAUGUUUUUUGACAAGUUUGACAGAUAGAGAAUUGAACCCAACCAAAUCAUGGGGUGAUCAUAUUAUUUUUGAUUGUGAUGCUGUUAUGACUGGAACUGACGGUUCAUUGGACAACUUAAUUUAUCAGUGGGAAUUUAUUAGUAAUGUUAACAAUAACAUAAAUAAUAAUUUACGAUCUGUUAAACAAGCGAGCAAUAGUGGAUCAGAUGCAUCAAAUACUAUUAUUCAUAGACAACGUCUUCUAGUUCGGGCACCAUCUGUGGUUGGUACAGUUUCUCAUAACAAUUAUGAUAAUGUUAAUAAUAAGUUUGAUUUAAGUCACUUUCAUGAAUCACAGCUACGUAUUGAUAAACUGACUUUAGAUCACAACGGAGAAUAUCAAUGUACUGUAAGAACAAGAUUAGCUACAUCUGGAGCAAGGGGAGGAGGAGGAGGAGCAACAAUGAACAAUUAUCAUCAAAUCCCACCAAUGAUUACAAGAAAAUUUCGGUUGACUGUCAAAUCACGGAUCGAUGGGUCAAUAAUUGAAGGACCUCAUAUUAUCAAUGAAACAGUUGAAGCCGGUCGAGAUGCGAUAUUUCACUGUCAAGUCAAUCCCGAAGAACAUCGAUCAAGUACAAUCAGAUGGGGUAAAAGUAUAGAUAUUAAUGAACGUUUAGCUUAUGAAGCCGAAGGAAGAGAAGUUAUUCAAUGGGCUGGUGGGACAUUUGUUGUUCUUCCAAGUGUACCAACUUCAUUAGCUUUAAAUUAUAAUUCAAACAUGCCAUCAGACACUUUGUUUUCACCUAAACUAUCAGCCCUGAGACCUUCAUCUUCAUCUUCUUCUGCAUUAUCAUCAUCAUCGUCGUCGUCGUCAUCAUCAGUGGCAGCAGCACUACCUUCGGGUGCUGUAGCUACUGAGGUUUCAUCGAGUCAAAGUAGUCAACUUCUAUUAAGACAAGCUAGUCAAUCAGAUUCUGGACGGUAUGUAUGUUCUGUAUUAACUGAAGCUGGACGAGAUGAUCAUAAAUUUGUUCAAAUAUCUGUAGUUGGCGGAUCCUUAGUUCAAGGUCAUAAAUUGACUGGAAGUAGUGGAACACAUCGGUUAACUUUAUACAUUGCUAUACCGACCACUAUAUUUUUCAUAUGUUUGUGUGUAGUAACAUACUGUUUGAUCAGUCGACGUACAGCUCAUAAUCGACGUGCAUCUAAUGUUCGACAUCAGCGUAAUUAUUUUAAUGCUGUACAACAAUCACAAAUUAAAUCAUCUUCAGUGGCAAGCGGUAGUUCAAUUGGUGUAUGUCGUAAUGGUGGUAUAAAUGGUCAUACUACAAUCACCAGUGAUAAUCGUUUGAGAACAUCUCCAACCGGUACAGCAUUAGGUACUACAUCAAUAGGUUAUUCAUCAGUUAAUGGUACCAAUUCCAUGAAUAGUUGUAAUAAUAAUAAUGGUCCGAUUAAUACACAAUUAUCAACUCCAAAUUUUCAAGUUAAUUUACACGGUACUGUACCAAUGAUACCGGGAGGUUAUCCUGUUUUAAUUCAAUCCAUUGGCGGUAGUCAACAACCAGUAUCAUCACCAUUUUAUUCUGUACCUGAGGCUAGGUCAUUAUCAACGUAUGGUCAAAAUGUAUCACCUGUUACAACUGGAAAUAAUUCAGAAUUUAUUAUGGGCAAUAUGAAUGCAACUACAACGAACAAUAGUAAUAGUAUAGCUUGUUAUCCGAACGGCUUAAUUUAUCCUAUACAAAGUGGGCAUAUUAUCAACUCGAAUGUUUCAAACCUUGCAUCAAAUUCAAUGUUCAGCUCAUCACCGGAGUCUUCAACUUCUGGAAUAAAUAGUAAAAUUGAACCGGUUGAAGGUAGAUUAAUGUUUCGUCCCCAACCAGCAUUAAUUAACAAUUACAAUUUAAAUAGUAAUACAGCGAACAGUAGCAGUAAUAAUAACAGUGAUACAAUUAGACGUUUUGGUCAAUCAACUGGAAUUAAUACCUCAAAUUAUGAAAUGACUAUCACUAAUACACCAUCAGCAUUAUCAUCUUAUCCAAAUCAUGUUAAUACAUAAUAUUCCUCUCUCUCUCUAUUUCUAUGUAUCUGUAUAUUACUCCAUCUAUUUGUCCAUAUGUACGUAUGGAUUGUUUAUGCGAUUUCAGUUUUUAAUCAUAAACAAUGUAAUAACAGUAGAACGAUAAACCAUAAUAGGAAACAGGGUAUUUAACAGGUUUCUUUCUUUCGCUCUCUCUCUCUCACUCUCCAUUCAUGUUUAUCAUUUAUUUUAAAAGAAAUCAUUCUAUGUAUAUAUUUAUCUUGUUAUUAAAUAAAGAACUUAUAUAUAUUUAUUUUAUUGAUGUGAGGAGUGGGGAAGAAUAUUGUUUACCUACUUGUCUCUCUGUCUCUCCCUCUCCUUUUAAUUUUCCUGUGCAAGUAUAUGUUUGUCAGUAGUUUCUGUGGUUUUAUUAAAAAAGUUUACUUAUCCUUGUCAAAACACCUGGUAAAAACUUCUCCAUGUAGAAUUCUACGAUAGUACCACCAUCAAUUAAAAAAAACAACACAAAAUCAACAAGAAUAUGGUGAAAAGACAAUAAAGAAGAUGGUCAUCUCUAUUGAUGAAAAUCCCACAUAUACAAACGAAUUUGUCACUGAUAGAAAAUAUAUUAUUUUGAUUCUCCAAGUGUCUUUCUUGUUUUAGGAAAAACCAUACCAUAGUAGCAAUAAUAAUAGUUACCAUUGAUAACAGACAAUAUUAUAUUUGUAAUUUCAUUUAAAAUUCUUCUUCUUUUUCCAUCUUUCUUAUCGUUACAUGAUUAUUGUACCCUUCCCAUUCCCCCCUCUCAACAAAUCUUUGAGAACAACAAAACAUAGUCACUGUUAGUUGUUUGUACAAAAUGAUGGAAUUAUUUGUGAUUAGGAAUGAUGGAUAAACAUUGUUGGUUCGAUUUGGGAUUUAUUUUAUGUAUGUAUAAGGUGUAAUGAUGACAUUACAUAAUAGGCGUGACAUAAAUUCUUUUUCGUCUAGUCAACUAACAUUUUUUGGAUCAAACUUUUUAAAUGAAUGAGGAGGCAAACAUAAUUUUUUUAAAAAAAAGAAACCAUAUCACAAUUUGUUUGUUUGUUUGUUUAUCUGUAAGCAUCAUCUUCAUUUUGUUUAGGAUUAGAUCAUUUAGUCUGUAUAACAUUUCUUAUCAGCUGGGUGUUUUGUUUUUGUUUUUUCUUUGCAUAUUUAUAUGAUUUUAUAUUUUAAUGAUUGUAAUUCUAUGUUAUUUUUAUUGAUUGCAAAGUAUACUACUUGUAUGAGAUAUAUAUAUCGUACCUAUGACAGUUGACAUCUCAGUUCUUCACAGUCAUGAUAUAUACACAUGAACUCUCUAUACAUUAAAAACAAAAACUCUAACCAAUUAUACAGAUCAUUUCAAUUUUAGUCCUCUAUAUACAUUCAAUUAUGUAAUGAUGAUAUUUCACUCUGAUCAUCUCUUAAUAGUAGUAAACUUAAAGUUAUAUUUCCAAGUUAAACUUAUUACAUAACCAUAAUACGCGCACAGUGUUCAAUCACGCAUUGUCAUAAGUAUGAUGAUUAUGUUUUAUUUAAACAUUAUUAUUAUUAUUAUUGUUAUUAUUAUUGGUUUUGUAUUGAAAAAACAAACAAACGCUAAAGACAUCCAUCGGUUGAAACAGGGUAUUUGUAAAUGUAUUUGCCAAAUCUAUCUGUAUUAACAUAUUCAAUUCUAAAAAUCUCUACAUUAUUGAAUUCUCCAGUGAAUUAAUCUACAUUUGUUUUAUGUAAUCACACAGUGUACUAAUAUUAUUACUAUUACUAUUAUUAUUAUUACUACUACUACUACUACCAUUACUUGUUUUAAAUAAUAUAUUUUAUUUGAAGAAAAUUCGGUUUCUAAAUAAAAAUAAUAUAUUUGUAAUAUCCCGAUGAGUACAAUUGUACUAUUUAAACUUGGACUAAUUUUAAUUUGGUUAUUUAUUCUCUGAAGAAGUGACUUA